This is a messenger RNA of Marchantia polymorpha subsp. ruderalis, 1573 nucleotides long. The record is from the annotation of a GenBank genome assembly. Lineage: Eukaryota; Viridiplantae; Streptophyta; Marchantiopsida; Marchantiales; Marchantiaceae.
GGCCGACGGCCCAGGUGGAAGAUGCAAAGCAGAAGCAGAGCAGUGGAUUUGAGCAAGUGCUGGACGAGAGCAUUUGGGUCAUCGAUUGAGGAGAGAGAAGGAUCUGUAGCCCAGGCCCCGGGAAGGAGGGAUCAAUUCUCGAGUUCAAAUCAUAUCUUACCUUCUCCCCCGAGUUUGCUUUCAUGUGCUCACGUCAAGCGACAUUAUCUGAGUGAUCCGCAUUUCGAGUAUUUUUAAAGGCUGGAGAGACGGGGAGAGAGAGAAAUUGAGUUCAGAGAGGCAGAUAGAGACGCUUUCGAUCGCUCGCUCGCUCGCUUGGCGGUUCUAACUAAAUUUCUUCUGCUUUUGGACAACUCGUGAGGGGAAGUUUCAUACGAUUCAAAUUUUUUGUGCAAGAGCGUCCGCGGGUUGCAGCGAUGGGUUGUGCUGCCUCAGCUCCAGCUAGACAGGGACGUCUAGCCGGCAUGAAUCAAGAUGCCGUAGAAACCUUCGACUCAAAAAACUUGCGAAUCAAGUUAGUGUUGUUGGGUGAUUCCGGUGUAGGAAAGAGCUGCAUUGUGCUGCAAUUUGUACGUGGUCAGUUCGACCCUUCUUCUAAGGUGACAGUCGGUGCAUCCUUUUUGUCGCAAACAGUAGCUUUGAAAGAUUCCACAACGGUGAAGUUUGAGAUAUGGGACACAGCUGGUCAGGAGAGAUAUGCCUCGCUGGCGCCUUUAUACUAUCGGGGGGCCUCAGCAGCUGUCGUAGUUUACGACAUCACCAGCCCUGAUUCGUUCCAAAAAGCUCAGUUUUGGGUGAAGGAGCUGCAGAAGCAUGGGAGUCCUGGUAUAGUGAUGGCCCUGGUUGGCAACAAGGCAGAUCUAGAGGAGUCACGAGAGGUUGCUUCUGAGGAUUCUCAAGCUUACGCUGAAAGUAACGGCAUGUUCUUUAUUGAGACUUCAGCAAAGCUAGCAACUAACGUCAACCUCCUUUUUGAAGAAAUUGGACAGAGGUUACCUCGAGGACAGCCAACCCAGAAGCCUUGAAAGGUACAGGCAUGCCUUGAACUGAAUUGAAGUACUGUUUCUUGUAAGGUGUGGAUGUAUCCUCUCAAGCGACAAAAUGGGGUCUGUGAAUAUUACUCAAAAGUUAGUUAGCGCAGUAUAAAGAGUACGAAAUAUCUCGGAGUACCGGCAUAGGGACGUAGAAGAUGAUAGUGACAUAUGGGCUGCAGCCCUGCAUCUCUUCAAGUGUAAAUACUACCAUAUAAUAAGUAGGCGAACUGGAGUGCAUGUCAGCUCUUCCCUUGUAUUUGAAAUUCCUGAAAUAUAGACUUCAUCAAAAUGUCCAUUCACCUCCGAUUCAAUAGUUCCUACUCGGAGUAGAUUUCUUGUCUGAACGUGCCACCUUUUCUAAGCUGACCUUUCGGUUCACUUUCCUUCUGGCAAAUCCUUUCAACCCAUGAUCUGUCGUCUGGGAAGGCUUCCUCCGAAAUGUCUCUCCACAUUGAUGGUUAUGCACGCAUGAACACAUGGUGAAAAUAUAUAUUUUGGCAUCAAUAAACUGGCCCUCGUGGUCUGUAAGCCGGACAAUG